GGAGAUGUCUCCCGGGGUGAGGAAGAGGAAGAUGUGACCGGUGGUGGUAGUGGUAGUGGUGGUGAUGGUGGUGGGUGCGGUACAGUUGUGGUGGCAGUUACAGCCAGUAGUAACGGCACCGCCUCAGUUCCCCGCUGGCCGUCCACCGUGUUGGGUGUAGUGCUGCUUGUGGCUGCCUUGGCCACCAUCACCAGUGUGUGUGUGUGUGCCUACACCUCUUCAUACUCCCUCGUACACUGCCCAGGCUUCCCUUACGCCUCCACUCUCCCGUCCUAACUACCUAUUCACCUCUACACUUCAGGUGGAUACAUAUAUACUACAGCCCCGUCAACUGGAUUCUGGAUUCGCGCAAAUUCCUGGAAACAAUAUCGAAGUAAUACUUGAGUGUUACCUCAGCCUUCCUUCCUAGUCGAGCGUGACCUCAGCGUAACCACUUCAGUUUUCCUUGACUCUUGCUUCUCGUCGUCAAGGGUCGCCUCCUGACGAGACUUAACUCAGGCGAGUGUCUUGAGGAAGUGCUUUUGGUCAACCCUAGAGGGCGCGGCUGCGAAUGACGUUUGUCUCCACUAUGGGGUUCUCCUCAAUGGACGGAUUCUUCUUCUCGAUAUUCCUAGCUGUGUGCAUCGCAGCGGCCAUAGUGAUCCGCUUCUUGUGCACCAGAAUCAACUGUAGAGGUCGGGAGGUUUCCCAAGACGACGAGAUCAUCAUCUCCAGGGGCACCACGCCCGUCAUCGUGGCCUCCCAGACCAGCCGCCAGCAGCAGCAGCAGAUGCAACAGCUGUCUCGCGCCAUCACAGACUCUCCGCUCGUGACUCGAAAUGGAGAGGUUUUUACGAUUUACACAUUUUCGACUCCGUCGACUCCGGAGGUUGAGCGGUCAAGCCGCACUCCGCCUCCUCCCAAAUACUCUUCUCUCGCCGACUCCCCACCCAAGUAUGAGGACCUCUUUCCGUUAACGGACAUCUGCACUUCCUGCAAAAGCAACAUUUCCCUUCCGGAGGAAUACACUCUUCCCGUCAUCGCUCUUCAGCACCAACACCUCCUCCAGCCUCCUUAUGAUCCUCAUUUGCCAGCAUUUGCCAGCAUUGCCGCAGCAACCAUUAAAGUAUCAUCAGAUCUCUCCCCGGAGCCUACACCCUCCCCCAGUCCUACCACCACUCCAAGCGGCCCGCUUGUUCCACAUGACUCUGUCCAUGCCACAGGCCCUUCCCACAGCCCAGUCCACAGCCCAGUCCACAGCCCUGCCCACAGCCCUGUCCACAGCCCUUCCCACAGCCCUGCCCACAGCACUUCUCACAGUCCUGCCCACAGCCCCAGCCUCACCCAUAGAACUAUACCGACCGCCAACACCAGUACCUUCGACUCGACCCAAACAUCUUCCGACAUAACACCAACCACUUGGGUAAUGCCACCAGACGAGAGGCCAUCUGUGUCCACCUUCCCUGUAACUAGGGAUGGUCAGUAAAGUGGCUGAAACACGUCAAACUUGGAAUUGUGAUCAGUCUUGCCUCACAGUUAGAUCUAAUCUAAAUGGGGACAAAAAAGUGCCUUGGAAUCGGUUUGAGGCAGUCAUAGCUCAAGAUAAUCUCAGGUGAUGUGAUGGAGCUGGUGUGAAGUAGCUAGGAUCACCGCUCCUACGCUUUGUGAUGCUAGUAUGCUCAUGACUUUCCACUGAUGCUGUGGAAUGUAAACUUAAGUGGUGCUGUGACACGUGACUCUGUCUGGUGCUAUGUCCACUUGAUCUUGACAGGUGAUUCUGUCGCACAUGAGCUUGAAUGACGGUGUUAUAUCACGAUAGCGACUGGCACUGUCACUUGAAACUGACAUGUGUACAGUCACAUAAUUCUAACUGGCGGUCCUGUCAAGAUCUUGACUUGCCAGGUCAACUGGUGUCAUGUCAGCUGGUGUUAAUUAGCAGUGUCACACAUCAGAUGAUACUUUGUGGUCUAGUCACAGACUUAGUGGUGGUGAAGGCUUGAGAGGUGACGGUAGUCGAAGGCUGCUGGGAGAGAUGUUUGCUAGCUUCUCUACUCUCCUGUUAGGCGCCACGAACACUUCUGCAGCAUAAUACUAUAUACAUAUUUAGUUACUCUUAUGAUGUAACUUACUGUUACCAAACAAUUAUAUAAACUAAGCUGUGGUCUCGGGUCAUUAACCCGUGUCCCUCGUGGACCAUUACGAUAUAGAAGGAACCUAUAUUUUUUGUAACAAUAUGAAAGAAUGAAAGCAUUUUCUACAACAAAAAAUAUAUGGAAAGCAAUGUAAAUAAUGUAUGGAAUUCUUAAAUAGUGGUCUCGUACCUUUACUUAAUGUGAAUGUCUUACGACGCGUCUUAAGGGUACAAGUUUUUAUGCUCAAAGUGGUUGGAAUAUUUUACUAUGGCUUUGCAGGUGGCGGUGGAGGUCGCCGGGAUGACCAUGGUACACCAUGCUAUAGUAUGAGUGUGUGGUUAUAACACUGACCAUGACUGGUCACAACACUGACCACGCAGCUGGUCACAACACUGACCACACAGCUGGUCACAAGACAUUUCAAUAUUUCCUCAAUACAUGACCAAUGCCACCUGCUUCAUUUAUUAUAAGAUUGUGUUGUGGGACAUUAAUCUGUCCAGUGAUAAAGACAGUGAACUGAGGUUUGUGUCGUAACAUGUGAUAAAAUAACAGGGUAAUAUUACUCACAACAAAUAUCCAUAAAAUAUGGAACAGGAGAGCAUCUGAGGGUCCAGGAGCUGUGGUUCAACACACACAGCCAGGUAAACACUCAGUGAGUAAUUACCAAAAGGUACCAAGCCGGGCAGGCUACACAGUCCUGGCUUAGUGCCUUCUGUUGAUAAUUACUUGGCUUAGUUACCGAGUGCUUACCUGACUGUGUGUUUGUGGGGGGGGGGGUUGAAUCAUAGCACUUGGACCCUGCCUCUCAGUCACAGUCAUCUCUCAUACUCUAGCAACGCCAUCUAUAUUCGUGGUUAGCCAUUAUUAUUAUUAUUAUCCAUCCCAUUGCUUAGUACUUACCAAGUAACACACAUGUACAGUGUAGAACACACACAUGUACACUGUAACACACAUGUACAAUGUAGUACACACACAUCUACAGUACAGACAUAAACACAAUUGACAAUAAAAGGUACAGCCUAGCUAUUAUUCAACAUUUGCUAGAUGUUUUUGUCCCAUGUCAUAUUAGCAGUAAUGUGUUUGAGUGUGACUAGCAUUGUGUUACUGGCGCAGUUUGAAACAUAUUAUUAUCCAUCGCGGAAUUUGAGACAGAUGGUGAAGACUAUAAAUCCAUAUUUUCUUUUCAGUACUGUACAAUAAUAAUAAUAAUAAUCACAAUGUUUAUGUAGAUAAAAGUACAUACAACAGUGCAUACAAAAUUAGUUAAAAGCAGAAUGUUGGAUCAACCUAUAUAUAUAUAUAUAUAUAUAUAUAUAUAUAUAUAUAUAUAUAUAUAUA
Molecule: messenger RNA, 3449 nt
Organism: Procambarus clarkii (red swamp crayfish)
Lineage: Eukaryota; Metazoa; Arthropoda; Malacostraca; Decapoda; Cambaridae
Source: RefSeq, a predicted model, not a curated record